This is a messenger RNA of Olea europaea var. sylvestris, 3136 nucleotides long. RefSeq names its product putative pentatricopeptide repeat-containing protein At1g68930. Lineage: Eukaryota; Viridiplantae; Streptophyta; Magnoliopsida; Lamiales; Oleaceae. The record is from RefSeq and is a predicted model, not a curated record. Gene Ontology annotation, molecular function: RNA binding; protein binding; zinc ion binding. Bases 77 to 2308 code for a protein of 743 amino acids. The transcript has 3 exons. Gene Ontology annotation, biological process: RNA modification.
CAUGUGUUCGAUCAAAUAACUAGACCAAACCUCACUCUACAUACUCUCCCGUCAAAACCGCCCUUCAACAAGCACAAUGUCUCACAUUUCCAACCACUACUGUUCGCUACUGAAACAAUGCUGCGAAACUCGUAAUUUACACCAAGCGAAAGGGCUACAUGCUAGCAUAGUCAAAACCGUAGCAAACCCAGAAACCUUUUUGCUUAACAACCUCAUAAAUGCGUACUAUAAGCUGAAGAGAAUUACAUAUGCACGCCAUGUGUUCGAUCAAAUAACUAGACCAAACCUCUUUUCGUGGAACACCAUUCUCUCUGCUUACUCGAAAUCUGGAGAUGUUGUAAAAAUGCGAGAAAUAUUUAAUUCGUCUCCCAAGAAAGACGGGGUUUCUUGGAACUUGAUAAUAUCGGGGUAUGUGGAUUCUGGAUUGAGUGAUAAGGCUUUGGAGGCCUAUAAGUUGAUGUUAAGAAAUGGAUUGGUGAAUUUGAAUAGAAUUACGCUUUCCACUAUGAUUAUAAUGUUGUCAAACAAGGGUUGGGUUGAUUUGGGUAGGGGAAUUCAUGGGCUAAUAGUGAAAUGCGGGUUUGAGUCAUAUGUUUUUGUGGGAAGUCCGUUGGUGGACAUGUAUGCUAAAUGUGGUUUGAUAUGUGAGGCAAAACGCGUAUUUGAUGAGUUGCCUGAGAGAAAUUUGGUUAUGUAUAAUACGAUGAUUAUGGGUUUUAUGAGGUGUGGGAUGGUGGGAGAGUCUGAGCAUUUGUUUAGGGGUAUGCCUGAGAAGGACUCAAUUACUUGGACUACAAUGAUUACAGGGCUCACACAGAAUGGAUUGUUAAAAGAAGCAGUGGAUCUGUUUCGUGAAAUGAGGUUUAAAGACUUCGAUAUAGAUCAAUUUACUUUUGGCAGCAUCUUGACUGCUUGUGGAGGUCUUGUGGCAUUGGGAGAAGGCAAUCAAAUUCAUGCUUAUAUAAUUAAAACUGAUUAUGUGGACAAUAUUUUUGUUGGCAGUUCCCUAGUUGACAUGUACUCUAAGUGUAGAAGCAUUAAAAAUGCAGAAACAGUUUUUAGGAGAAUGAUCCACAAAAAUAUUGUAUCUUGGACUGCCAUGGUAGUCGGUUAUGGCCAGAAUGGGUACAGUGAGGAAGCUGUUCGAGUUUUUUGCGAAAUGCAGAGAGAUGGGAUUUGGCCAGAUGAUUUUACUCUAGGAAGUGUGAUUAGCUCUUGUGCUAAUCUUGCUUCCUUGGAAGAGGGAGCCCAGUUUCAUGGUCAAGCACUAGUUUCAGGCUUAAUUUCCUUCAUUACGGUUUCUAAUGCACUUGUAACACUGUAUGGGAAAUGUGGCAGCAUAGAAGAGUCUCAUCGUUUGUUUAAUGAGAUGAAGUAUAGGGAUGAAGUGUCUUGGAGCGCAUUAGUUUCAGGCUAUGCACAAUUUGGAAAAGCAAGAGAAACAAUUAGUUUAUUUGAGGAAAUGUUAGCUCAUGGUCUACAACCUGAUGGAGUUACAUUUAUUGGUGUUCUUUCUGCUUGCAGUAGGGCUGGACUUGUGGAGCAAGGGAGUCAAUAUUUUGCGUCAAUGACAGAACAAUAUGGAAUUAUGCCAAUUCUUGGUCACUACACUUGCAUGAUUGAUCUGUAUAGUCGAGCUGGACAAUUAGAAGAAGCAAGAACAUUCAUACUCAAAAUGCCUUGUCAUCCUGAUGCAAUUGGUUGGGCUACAUUAUUAAGCUCAUGUAGAAAUCGUGGUAACCUGGAAAUAGGGAGAUGGGCAGCAGAAUGUCUUCUGGAAUUGGAUCCUCACAAUCCUGCUGGCUAUGUAUUGCUUGCUAGUAUGUAUGCUGCUAAAGGGAAAUGGGAUCAGGUGUCUCAGCUAAGAAGAGGAAUGAGGGAUAAAGGUGUGAAAAAGGAACCUGGAUUUAGUUGGAUCAAGUAUAAGAACGUAGUACACAUUUUCUCAGCUGAUGACAAGUCAAAUCCAUUUUCGAAUCAGAUAUAUGAAGAGAUGGAUAAAUUAAACUAUAAAAUGAUAAAGGAGGGAUAUGUUCCAGACACGAGUUCUGUUCUGCAUGAUGUUGAAGAAUCAGAGAAAACAAAGAUGCUAAACUAUCAUAGUGAAAAACUGGCUAUUGCAUUUGGUUUACUAUUUAUUCCUCCUGGGUUGCCUAUAAAAGUGGUUAAAAAUCUCCGAGUAUGUGUGGACUGCCAUAAUGCAACUAAAAUAAUUUCAAAGAUCACCAGCAGAGAGAUUCUUGUGAGAGAUGCUGUACGUUUCCAUUUAUUUAAAGACGGAAAAUGUUCUUGUGGAGAUUUCUGGUAGUGGGUUUUAUUGGCAUUUAAAAGAUAUCAGGGAGGACACUGAAACCUUCUAAGAUAUCGUGCAAAUGGCUAGAGCCAUGAUCUUGAACACCUUUUGGAAUAUAAGUUAGGUCAUUUGCGAGCAAAAUUUUACCAAUUUCUCAUGAAAGAUUAUCAGAUUACUGGAGAAAACUAGUGGCUUGGUGUCUUUUAAAGGAAUAGUGAGCUGCUCUUCCAUCAACUUGUAUGAAGAUUCUAACUAGCCACACUAUUGAAGUUUCUUCUAGACAAGAUGGCUCAGUAUGAUUCAUUUUGUACAGGAAAGAAGUAAGGCAUUAGAAAACUACCUGGAAACGAGUGCAGAUUUCUAUGACUUCAGCUAGCAGUGCCCAAUCGCUGAAGUUUCUCUGAAUGAACUGGUUUCUUGGAAUGUAGUUGGUGGGCUUCAUCUCUGUACAUGAAAUUCUAGAUUUGUUGGAAGCACAGUUGACAAUGUAAGUUGAUGUCGAGUGCAGUAUAUUCAUAAGAUGAUACUGGGUUGACGGAUGCGGAGGAGCAUAGCUGGUUUCUCACGCCAUAAUUCUGAAGCUUUAAUUGGAGGUGUUCUAGUUUUCACCAGAUGCUCCACUCCAAUCUUAUAUUCUGGAGUUAGUUUGUGAAUCAAAAUAUUCUCAAUCGCGGAAUAAGUGAUGAGGACAUCGGACGUUUACUUAUUUUAUUUAAGCAUUAUUUAUUUUUGGACUAUUAUUUAAAAUUUGGACUUGUAUGGGGCUCGAGCCCAAUCUCAUUAGGGUUGGUUGAUUAUUUAAACAUAUUUUGCAUUGUAAUUUUCAGUUGAUGAAUGAAUAAU